Rhagoletis pomonella (apple maggot) is the source of this 334-nucleotide messenger RNA. Its product is annotated as snake venom metalloproteinase fibrolase-like. Lineage: Eukaryota; Metazoa; Arthropoda; Insecta; Diptera; Tephritidae. The transcript is spliced from 2 exons. The record is from RefSeq and is a predicted model, not a curated record. Gene Ontology annotation, molecular function: metalloendopeptidase activity. The annotation marks the transcript as partial. Gene Ontology annotation, biological process: membrane protein ectodomain proteolysis.
CGGCGAGACGUUCGCUGGUGGCGAAGCGGGCAUUUCUGUGCCGGAGACUGUGUGUACGCCGCGUGCGGUUGGCAUCAGCGUCGAUAUCAACGUUUACGAGCCACAUCUGCUGGCUGGCACAAUGGCGCACAUGAUUGGCCAUAAUAUCGGCAUGGGGCACGAUGAUGGACGUGAGGAGUGCUUCUGCCGCGACUGGCAUGGCUGCAUAAUGGCCCAAUCGAUUGUUGGCCAGGAAAAUGUGCAGCCAUACAAAUUCUCCGAGUGCAGUAAAAAGGAUUAUAUCGAUGCGCUGCGCACCGGACAUGGGUUGUGUUUACUCAAUAAGCCAAAUGAG